UGAGAGGCUGUGUCCGAAAAAUAAUAAAUUGAAAAACUGAAAAAAUGUUCAGAUGAGGAAAAAAUUUGUAAUGAGGGAACAGCAUUGCUCGUAACGCAACAUCGACGUAGACAUAAUUGAACCAAAGUUAAAUUCAGUGAGCGUCAGGAUAAAAAACGUGGGUAAUUGUUAGAUUUUUUGCAAUAGUUGAGGUUUUGAAGUUGAUAGGAAGUGAGAUUUAAUAAUUUUACUUAGAAGUAUUGUACUCUUAUAAAGUGAAAAUAUAAAUAAUGAACCCAUUCUUGCGGAGAAAAAGCAAACGAUGAUGCAAGAACUUUUGCAUUCAUUGAAAGUUUUGGUCCCCUUCUUGGUAUAGAGAAAUUAAUUGACAACAUUUGUUUGUAAUAUUUGUACGUUACAGUGAAAUAAACAAAACUCUGACAAAACGACAUUAAAUUAAAAAGGUAUUGUGAUAAUGGCGCAACUGAUACAACAGGAUAUGAGCAAUACAAUGUCGGAUUCAGAGAUGAGUGCUUCUGGCGGUGCACUGGAAGAUAGUGAUACGAAUUCUAGUAGCAGUUCUAGUAUGAGCUCUUCAACUUCUAAUUCAGACAUGAAUGAUUUGCAAUUAGAUACACUGGAGCUAGCUAAAAUAAGAAAUGAAUUGUUACGUUUGCCGCGGGGUUUAUGUGAAAGUAUGAAAAUCUUUCAUGAGUUUUUCUCAGUAGACACAUGGAAUAAUAUACCUGAAGCGAUUCGAGCAAGUUUGGAAAAGCAUUUACCAGAUUUUACAAAUAUGCUUACUCCUCAAGAGAUAUCUAUGGAGAUGCAGCGUACUUUAUCUAUGCUUUUUAACGGUGACUUAAUGCGAUUUGGCCACUCACCUCUUUUUGACUUGCAACAGGAAUUGGAGAGUGGAAAUUUUAGGCCUGACGUCGUGCGGCUACGCCAAAGCAUUGCUAAAUCACGACGACGUGAACAGCGAUUUCAAAGAUGUGAACGACUUAGUCAACUUGCUAAAGAAUUGUUUUUGUCUCGUGAACGCCUAUUGCAAAUUGCUUACAAAUCUGCGCCAAGCACCAAACUACGGACAGAACGUGCAACAAAGCGCGAACAAACCAUUUUUCAUGCUGAUACAAAACUUUGUACUGUGCGUUGUCGAAAACGUUUUAGAAAAGAAUUAGAUAAUAUCACAGAUCAGUUGGGCAUUAAACCUAAUGAAUUAAGUGCUGACGAGGCGGAUGUUUCCUCCGUCGAAAAUGUCACUGAGGAAAGCCAUUUCAAUCUGAAAUCUGAAAUAUCAUCUGUAUUGAAAUUACCUGCUUCUGGUACUGACCGUUUGAUUUUCAGUACAUUAUUUAAAAGACGAAAAAAUCUUGCUGACGAAGAUGUGAUACGCACCGAUCAGAAUACGCAACAAUCUAGAUUAUCAAAUAGAAAUUUCCGAUCGUAUAUACGAGAGCACAAACGGCGGAAAAUUACAGAGCCGACUUUACCAGACUUUGAAACUUCCGACAUACGGCUGCGAGAUGUGUGUGCAAGGGCACAGAUGGGUGGGAAUUUUAAACAAUUUUUCGGUGUGGGUAAAAUUAUCGGAAGGAAAACUAAACCUAAACCGGUAUCUUAUACGGAUCCUCCAGCAUUAGUACCAAUUACGGCCAGUGAUCAAUAUUCUGACACAUAUGGAAAGAACGAAAAUGAGGUCAAAUUAGAUAUUCUAUCGAUUGAGGGAGGUUCAAAAAAUGUAAAAGAACAACAGGUUGAACAUUUUCAACAGCGUUUAUCUGAACCUACAAAUGGAACCUUACAGCAUCCGUUUCUUCCUGAAGAUGGUGCACCAUUUAACAUAUUAGAUGGUGAAGUGGAACUUCAACAAGAAGAAGUUGAAACCUACGGUAACUGCGAUGAGGCUUUACCAAGUUUCGUAAUUUCCAAUGAAGUUGUCUUACCUACGAUUGAACAAACAGAAGUACCCCCACAGAAACUAUUGCAAACGCCUCACAAAGUAGACGACAGUAAUGUCGAUUUACAGGGUAAAUAUCCAUUGGUAGAAAAUAGUUGUCAAAGUACUUUAGUUGAACAAAAUAUACCAAAGCUAGAGUCUAUAUUUGCAAAGGUGAACAAAACUCCUCUCAAAGAAAAGGCUCGAUCGAAUUCUCAAUUAAACUACAAUGCAACCAAUAUUUCAUCGGCAACUGGAACAUUAGGAACUCCAAUUAGACGACAAACGCAACCCUUGAUUUCACCGACAAAAAGCCUUAUUCCAACGACCCUUGAAUCAUCUGAAUUAAUUCAGGAGACUCAUGCUUGCUUCUUUUCGCUUAUACGUGAUUUGUUUUGCGCAACACCCCAUCACCGAAUGCAAUACAAUGAACUGCGUAUGAGGAUCGAUAUCUGGUUGCGGAAUCCUAUUACUGCUUUAAACGAUUGGUAUGCUCAGUCCGAUAACUGGUCAGCAUUAUUAACAUCUGCUAUAAAUUUUUUGGCUGGAGAUUUCUCCGACCAACCAGACGAAUACGUUCCAUACUUAGAAUUCAAAUCCCAACAAAAUAUUUUUCAGUGGAUAGGAGCAGGUCGUGACUCUGACACCCGUCUCUCUAAGUUGUGCCUUUAUUGGUUGCAACGUCGUGAAAUUUCGGAUAGAAUGCCGAGUGCUGCUUGCCAAGUAAUUAAGGAUGAUGGAAAGGAAUCUUCAAAUAAUAUAAAAACAAAUAAUAACACUUACAACUCGAACGAAAUAGACGAUGCUCCGGUAUCAUUCGAUGGUGGUAUAUCCCCACCACCUCCACCACGCUGUCCUACGACAUGGACGGUUUGCGCGGCUACACCAGAGGAAAUUGUUGAGUUUCAACGACAGGAACGUGAACGUUUUGAGCAACCGCACCGUGCUUAUACUUACCAUAUGCAUGGUUACGAAAGUGUAGUCGGUCCAGUUAAAGGAAUAUACACACAAAUGUAUGCUUUAACUAAGGCUCGUGGACAUAGUAUGAUGGUUGGAAAUCGUCCAAAUUUUGUCACCAUUUUAACAUUAGUUCGUGAUGCAACUGCACGUUUACCGAAUGGGGAAGGCACUCGGGCCGAUAUAGCCGAAUUGCUUAAGAGCUCGCAAUAUAUAAACUUAAAAGAAGGGGAAAAUGUACUACAAACAACGGUGAGCGGAGCAUUAGAUCGCAUGCACACAGAACAUGAUCCAUGUGUGCGUUAUGAUCCAAAGCGUAAAAUUUGGAUUUAUCUCCACCGAAAUCGAAACGAAGAUGAUUUCGAGCGAAUACAUCAGCAAAGUCAGGGUGUAGGGAAAUCCAAAAAAAUUGCACAUCGUAAAUCUAAGGCAAAGGUCGCAUUAGCCAAAGCAACUUCAGAAAUCAAUGAUCCGAAUUCUCUUUUAAUUACAUGUGAGGACGAGGUUAAUGUAGGAACUGUGAGCACAGCAAACACCACUACAAAAAUUAGCGCAGCUUUUUCGAUGCCUGCAUUAGUACCAGCAAAUCCCAUCAUUGUAAGUAGUCAAAGUGCCAUUGAGCAACAAAAAAUACCACUCGUUAUCACUAAACCAUCGGGGAAUCGUUCGCUCCCUGUGCCCCCAUUAAAGUACAACAUACCGCACCAACAGCAGAAAUCUUUACUUAAAACGGCUGUUCAAUCACAAUCGCAACGGCAUCAAGAGCAUCGACAAAUCAAUAACACUACUGGUAUUGAUACACAAAUACCACAACACCAAAGGAUUCAACAGCGAAUGACAAUCUUAACAAAAAAUGCAACAAUAAAUGAAGUGGUUUCAGAAGAAAGUAAGGUCAACAAACAGUUAAAUUUAACUAUGUCACCAAUCAAGUCUAACUUAACGACGAUAACAACGGGAAAUGUUAACUCCACACCAAUCAUUGUUGCUACGCCAUCUGGUCUUCAAACUGUGCACGUUUCCAGCGCUACAGUUGUGACACCGUCCACAGGCACAUCUGUUUCAAUAGCAUCACAGAAAUCUCCAUCUCUUAGCGCCACUUUCAGUGGAAAAAAAGUGGCUUUGAAUAAACCUAUCAUUAUAAAUCAAGUGAAGGGUCAGUCUACAUUAAGCGGGACAUCGCAACCCAAAUCCGCUUCACACCAAGUGCUUAAGCAACAAAACAUUGUUUACGCGCAACAACAACAGAAGCCUACACAAGGUUUCAUCAUUCCGAUCAGCAUGUCGAAUUCUAUUCCGAAUGCUACUGACGUUGAAGUUCAAAAUAUCACCAAAGAAACAAAUGUGCGAACUUUACCACUUUCAUCAAUUUCCACGGGUGGUUCUACAACCAUUUACAUGGAUAAUACAAAGUUUGUUUCUAAUGUGGGAAGUUUGUCACCAGAACAAGUACAACAAAACAAAUCACAUGGAAAAAAUAUUAUUCGAAUUGUGCCAAGUAUCAGUGGCAGUGGAGUAAAAUCGAUUUUGCAAUCUGCACCAGCUGGAUCGGUUGUUACUUCCAGGAAACCUCCCGUUCAUGUUAUCGGUCACCGUGUUGUGGCAGGGGGUAGUGGGAUGGGAACAAUACGGGCACAGACGCAGCAAAGUAAAUCAUUUGGUAAUAUAUCGCUUAUGAGUAAUAAUAGUGGGACGCAAGCAUUUGGCGUAUCAUCGGUGGUAUCUGCUGCUGGCGGUUCUACGCUUAUAAAAAUGUCUCCACAAACAUUUGCAACUUUACACAAGCAAAAUCAACAGAUAGUUGUGAAGAAAUCUUCUCCCUCGUCGCCUGUUACAAAUCAGCAACAUCGUGUAAUCGACAAGUCCACUCUUUUAAAAAAUUGUACCGUUGUUGCCCAAUCUGGUGGUCUAACUACGCAAACAAUAGGUAAGAAGGUCUUUAUGCAUCAAACAUCAAACGCAGGAGUUGUUCACAAAUCCGUCGUUAAAGAUGCAGCUUCUGUUGGAUCACAAACCUCUUCAACGCCAGUAGCUGAGAAAGUUCAUACGAUAAAUACAACAAAUCUUACUUCUCAACAACAGAGAGCCCUUCUUCAGAACUUAAAGCAACAGCAAAACAUUCAAUUGAAGUCCGUGCAUGUGGUUCCCAGUGAUUCAUCUAAUUCACAGCCACAAUCACAAAUAAAUCAAGUCGUUUCGCGCCCUCAAACCUUGGCGGUAUUACCCUCGGUAGCGAAUAGCGACGUUGCAGUUGGACAACAAGCAACCAAUAAAGCUCUAGCUGUGAUGGUUCCUCAGGCCCAAAGCCUCCCACGUGUUUUAAAGGUGAGCUCCACGAAUUCUCAAGCUCAGCAGCAACAGCAAGCUAUAGCAAUAGCUGGAAAUGACACUCCUGUAGGUACAACAGCGAGCGGAACUCGAAUUCUCACAACUUCUACCGGCCAAAUAAUAUCAUUGGAGAGUUUGCUCCAAAAACAAAGUAGCAAUGUUUCGUUGAAAACAAACCUCAGUGGUGGUGUAGGUGCUAUUGUUAAAAACGUUCAUUCAGCCAGCAUUUCACAUCAACAACAGCCCCACCUCGUAACAUCAACCGGUAAUACAACCUCAUAUACCGUCGUAUCGCAGGCAAGAAAUGUAAAUACACAUCGUCCCACCACAUCGCAAACAUCGGAUAGCGCGAGUACAACAAAAACUACACUCGUAAGCGGAGGUACUGGACGCAUCUUUAUGUCGACUGGUGGACAAUUGACUACUCCUCAGAUAACCAAAGUACUCGGCAAAGCUGGAGUGACUACAAAUUCAUCUACUACUGCGACCACAGCAAGCAAUAUACGUGUAAUCAAAAAUACAUCUAACAUUGGAGGUGUUUCAAAUAGUUUUAAUGUUACAAGCUUACAAGGGAAACAAGUCGUUUUUGCUGCAAAGCCAUCUACGACUGUAGCUAAAAAUGUUGGAAGCUCGGCUCAAUUACACCAACUACAUUCCGCUGGUGUGGUAAUUGGUGGACAAACAUUAAAAUUACACCGAAACCUGCAACAACAAAAUAAGAUAGUUAAUUUAACGUCCACAAACACUACUAGUAAUAGUAGUGGUGUUGUUCCUACUCAGCAAGGGUCUCAAAUGCAAACAGUUAUAAUGGGAAACCAAAUAUUACGGGUUCAACAAAUGCAAACGGCAGUGAAAACUGUAGGUUCAAGUGGAACAGCGAUUCAACAACGUAUGCCAAGUCUACCGGUUGGUAAUCUAAUUACCGGAAGCUCGGCUUUAAGUAACGGUAAUGAGACAUCCAACAAUGCGACUGCAAUUAACUUACCAAAGACUGUGAUGCUUGGCUCUGGCGGGCAGACAAUACGUUUACAACAGUCACAACAAUCGGUUCCAAUGACCCAUCAUCUGCAGCCCGUAUCUACACAAUCACAGACUCAGCUGGUUACUGUUAAAAAUUCAUCUCAACAGGGCGUGAAAACAUCGAAUCCUGGACGUGUGGUUUUGGCUGUACAGGGAGGUGGGCAAAUAUUUCUUUCGCCUAACUUUCAGGGGAAUACAUUAAACCUGAAAACAUUGCAAAAUAUGAAAGUGGUUUCCUUAUCAUCACAUUCAGCGACUUCUGCGAGCAACUCAAAUCAGAGCGAGGACAAGUCAUCAGCUACAUUGCAGAACUGUGGUAACAGUAACUCUUAAGAGAGCUCUAUUAUAAGAAAUUCUGUUUUAUGAGUAGAUUGUGAAAAAUGAAGAAAAAAAAUU
Bactrocera neohumeralis is the source of this 6619-nucleotide messenger RNA. RefSeq lists its product as uncharacterized. The record is from RefSeq and is a predicted model, not a curated record. The coding region runs from base 455 to 6556 and encodes 2033 amino acids. Gene Ontology annotation, molecular function: protease binding. NCBI's taxonomy places the organism in Eukaryota, Metazoa, Arthropoda, Insecta, Diptera, Tephritidae. Gene Ontology annotation, cellular component: Ino80 complex. The transcript is spliced from 5 exons.